Molecule: messenger RNA, 831 nt
Organism: Contarinia nasturtii (swede midge)
Lineage: Eukaryota; Metazoa; Arthropoda; Insecta; Diptera; Cecidomyiidae
Product: slit homolog 2 protein-like
Exons: 2
Molecular function (GO): protein binding
Source: RefSeq, a predicted model, not a curated record
AUAAAAUAAUUUUGGCUCAGGUUUAAAAAAAGAAUGUGUAUUGUUUCAUCAUUCAAACUGAUCGGAUGAUAGCUCGCAUUCUUGAACAUUUGUGAAACACUUAACUAAAAAGAUAUUUCUAUUUGUAAAUAGUCGAAGAAGGACAAUUUGUUUUUGUUAUAGUCCAGAGAAUUGUGAUAGUUUGACUUUCAAAUAUUUUCAUCAACGAGCCGAAUUUUCAAUUUGAAACAUUCAAAAUGAUUUCAGAAAUCUGGAUGUUGUUGCUGGUAACAUCAAUUUUCGGUUUUAUUCCAUCAUUGACAUCGUAUAGUGUUUACAUUCAUGACAAACCUUUUUCGUCGAUAGACGCCAUAAAUAUUUGUAAAUGCAAGUAUUUAACAAAAAUUAAUGUUACAAACAGUUCUACAAAAUUAUUGCCCAGUCGUUUUUUAGUGAACUGUCAUAGUUUAGAAACUUUGAUUCUAUCGAAGAACGAAAUUAUGGAAAUUACACACGACACAUUCAAUGAUUUAUCUAAUUUGUUAACAUUAGAUUUGUCUAGAAAUCACAUCACCACUUUACCUAAAGACGUUUUCAAACCGUUAACUAAUUUAAUAAUUUUAGUAUUGAAUCGAAAUCGAAUUGAAAUGAUUGAUUCCAAUCUAUUUUUACACAAUCAAUAUUUAUUUCAUUUAGACAUAAGUGAUAAUAACCUGAAAACUAUUGAACCAAAAUCAUUUCGUAUGUUAGAAUAUUUGUAUUUUUUGAAUAUGUACAAUAAUCCUAGUUUAAAUAGCACUGAUUUUUUGUAUGAUGACCGAUAUGUUCCAAGUUCUAUAAAUAUGGCAAAUU